Molecule: messenger RNA, 5065 nt
Organism: Amblyraja radiata (thorny skate)
Lineage: Eukaryota; Metazoa; Chordata; Chondrichthyes; Rajiformes; Rajidae
Gene: slc9a1a
Product: solute carrier family 9 member A1a
Exons: 12
Coding region: 83-2335 (750 amino acids)
Biological process (GO): sodium ion import across plasma membrane; potassium ion transmembrane transport; proton transmembrane transport
Cellular component (GO): plasma membrane
Molecular function (GO): potassium:proton antiporter activity; sodium:proton antiporter activity
Source: RefSeq, a predicted model, not a curated record
GGCGCGGCACGGCGGCGUCCGCAGCCGGUACUCGUCUCCAGUGCCGACAGCGCUGAGGUCGCUCCGGCAACGGGCGGCGAUCAUGGCUCUCAUGUUGGUGUGUGUCCGCUCCCCGCACCUCCUCUGCAGCCUCCUCCUGCUGCUCACCAUGGUCCUCGGCUCAGGUGAUGUUGGGAAAACUCAUCCCGUGCACGGCCACCACACAAAUGUGACCACUGUGAGCAAACCCUUCCCAGUGGUCGGCGUUGACUUUGAACAUGUCCGUGCCCCGUUCGUGGUGGCUCUGUGGAUCCUUUUAGCCUCUAUCAUGAAACUGGGUUUUCACUUUCUCCCAAGGGUGCAAUCACUUGUCCCAGAGAGCUGUGUGCUGGUGUGCGUGGGCCUGGUUGUAGGAGGUCUGAUAAAGGGUUUAGGAUCAGAGCCACCUAUCUUGAAGGCAGAUGUAUUCUUUUUUUAUCUCCUUCCGCCCAUCAUUUUGGAUGCUGGCUACUUCUUGCCAAUUCGACCUUUCACAGAGAACUUGGGAACAAUAUUGAGCUUUGCAGUGAUUGGAACACUUUGGAAUGCAUCCUUCAUUGGAUUACUGAUGUACGCAGUGUGUCGGUACAGUAAUGCUGGUCUGCAGCAUGUGGGUCUCCUGGCCAACCUGGUGUUUGGUAGCAUCACUUCUGCUGUAGAUCCCGUGGCGGUGUUGGCUGUCUUUGAAGAGAUUCAUAUCAAUGAACUGCUGCACAUUCUGGUAUUCGGAGAGUCUUUGCUCAAUGAUGCGGUGACUGUGGUGUUGUAUCACCUCUUUGAAGAACUUGCUGACGCUACUGUAAUUGGAGCUAAGGAAGUUGUCCUGGGACUCCUGUCCUUCUUUGUGGUGGCUAUUGGAGGUAUCCUUGUUGGAACUUUAUUUGGAUUUUUGGCUGCGUUCACCUCCCGCUUUACAUCUCAUAUUCGUGUUAUCGAACCUCUCUUCGUUUUCCUCUACAGUUACAUGAGUUAUUUGUGUUCGGAGCUCUUCCAUCUCUCGGGAAUCAUGGCCCUUAUUGCCUGUGGUGCAGUCAUGCGCCCUUAUGUGGAGGCAAACAUAUCUCAUAAAUCACACACUACCAUUAAGUACUUCCUGAAAAUGUGGAGCAGUGUGAGUGAGACUCUCAUCUUCAUCUUCCUGGGUGUUUCCACAUUUGCUGGAGAGCACGAGUGGAACUGGACCUUUGUGAGCAGCACAGUGGCAUUCUGCCUGGUUGGUCGUGUCCUUGGUGUCCUAGGUAUGACUUCAAUACUAAACAGAUUUCGCGUUGUGAAACUCACCCCCAAGGACCAGUUCAUAAUUUCAUAUGGGGGCCUGCGAGGAGCUAUCGCCUUUUCACUUGGCUACCUGCUGAAUGAGCGAUUCCCUCGAACCAUGUUCCUCACUGCCAUUAUUACACUCAUCUUCUUCACUGUCUUUGUGCAGGGGAUGACGAUUCGACCAUUGGUUGAAUUGCUUGCUGUGAAGAAGAAACAAGACUCCAAACGUUCCAUUAAUGAAGAGAUCCACACACAGUUUCUGGAUCAUUUACUGACUGGCAUUGAAGAUGUAUGUGGACAUUAUGGGCAUCACCACUGGAAAGACAAGCUGAACCGGAUUAAUAAGAAAUACAUUAGAAAAUGUUUAAUUAGUGGAGAACGAUCAAAAGAACCACAGCUUAUUGCAUUUUAUCACAAGAUGGAGAUGAAACAUGCAAUUGAAAUGGUAACGACUGGUGGCCAAUCCAGGUUUCCCAAACUUUCUAUACAGGAUUUGACAAGGUCAAGUACAAUGACUGAACGACUACUGCCCACACUUUCAAGAGAAAAAGAGCAGGAAGUCCGGAAAAUACUUCGAGAGAAUCUCCAAAAAUCAAGAAUGCGGCUUCGAUCCUACAGUAGGCACACUCUGGUUGUUGACUCAUAUGAGGACCAAUGGAGUCAAAUGUUAAUUAAACGUCAAAGAUUGCAAAGUUUGGAUGCACGGGCGACUUCCCAGAUGUUAGCUCCGCCUAAUGAAUGGGAUAGCACAAAGGCUUCCAAUGUCAAAGUUACAACCGGAAACACGCCAGAUUUUGUGGUCAAGGAAGAUGCUGCCGCAGACCCCAAGGCAACUGGUGGGAGUCUGCCAAUGAUCACUGUUGAAUUAGCCGAACCUCCCUCCAGGUCAACCGUUGAUGUUUUAAGCAAAUCUUCUACGAUAGAGGAAGAGGAACCUUCCGAUGAUGUACUAUCACGACCACCAAUCUCACGAGCUACAUCCAGUUACCGCAUCCUGCGUUUUGUGAGUGACCCAGGACCAGAUAGUAAUCCUGAGGAGGAGACGGAUCAGUCAUAGAGCCAACCAAGAUGUAGGAAGCUGCUAAAUCUCUAGCCCCUACCAAAGUUAUUCAUCAUCCCAAAUUCUGUGUGAAGCCUGUUUCCCACAAUGUAUUUCCAGAGAUAAAACUCCUCCUUGUUUGUUCCUAUUAUGUUCUGAUACCUGGGCAGUGUAAACACCAAUCUUACAAUAGGAAGUAAGGCUCAAAGAAGAAAGCACUUAAAUUCUGUUUAUGGUAAAGAUAUUUUGGUUGAUAUUAGUGAGAACCACAAUUGAUUUAAUUAUUGUCUGGUCUCCAGGAUAAUUGCCAUUUAUUAAUGCAGAUGCUGUUCCCUGGUACAUCAAUAUCCCCUCGCAUACUCAGAGCUGGGCCCUAUAAUAGAGCCACAAACAUUCUGGUGUUUGGCCCUAAUCCAAACAUAGCUUUACUCAAGCAAACAAUAUAUGUCUUGCAACCAAAGAUGAAAUGUAUUUUCUAGUUGUUAUCAGGGACAACAUUUCAUUGUAUUGUAUUAAAGUACAUUUUAUGUUGUCUAUUCCAGUUGUGAUAAAGAUAAUCACUGCUAAAUAUACCAAAAUUGUCUGACCAGUGACAGUAAUUCAACUUGUGGAAUGCACUCAAAUUGUUUGCAGUCAGGGACCAAAUGUACUGGUACAUUAAACCGAUUUUGGUCCAGUCAGUUAUUCCAGCCAAGCCAACAAUGCAGUCAACUCUGGAGUAUGGAAUGGGGUGCAUUGUAGUGGAGAACAGGAAAGGGGGAGCGUUCAAGUGCAGUAGGAAGUAAUUUAGCAAUAUGUAUUUGGGAGGGUCUGAGUGAAUGCAAUGUGUAAGGUGGAUUGGAGAAAUAGUUUAGCCAAACACAUUGAGGGGAGAAAACCAGGGAGGAGGCGUGUUUUGACUGAUGCUAAUCAGGGUCGGGUGGGGAAUAUAUGGCCAAACGUAGUCAACGGUUAGUGUGGAAAGGGGUGGAUUUGGUGUGACUGAAUGCAAUGUGUACAGUUCGGGGAGGGGCAAGAGCAGGGGUAAUAGUUGAGGGAAAAUGGAUGGUUGGGCGGAUUGGUUGGGUGGUGUGCUUAAAUUGAGGGUGAGGCCAUGGGCAGGAUGGGUGAUGGUUCAGGUGCAGUUCAGCACAAUUUGUAUUUAAGUUCGCUUGGGACUUUUUGUAGCUUCAAAUCAGCAGCAUCAACACUAAUGCUUUUGUUUAUACCCUGUGUUAAAGUGGAGCUGAAGCUUGAGGGUCAGAUCGGGCAUCAGCUCCUACUUUGCAGUGGGAAUCCAGCCAAAUCUUGGAGAAGUUGUGGCACUUAGUGAAACUUCUGAAUUUUUGCUGGCUGUAAUUCUGCUGCAUUCCAGCAAGAGAAGGAUGGUUGAGAAAGGAAAUGUGUUGAUGUUAAAUGAUUUGCUGCUCUUUAUGAUUUGCUUUCAAGAAUAUUAACUAAGUGAUUAAUUGAUGCACUUUUUGAAAAUUAACUUGUUUACAUAAGUUUCAGCAUAAAGAAGAAAUAUAAUUUUAUUUGUUGUGCUACAGGGUAUUUGGAGGUUCUGGUGAAUUGCUAUAAUGCUGGGAUGUUGAUUUUGUUUUUUUAUGCUGGUUUAUCAGAUGCUUCUAUAUUUGUUGAAAGCCAUAUAUUCAAUUAAUUCUAAAUAUUGCUGUGUCUGUUUCAGUGUCUCAUUUCAAUAGCUUGGAGCAUUCUUCCCCUGCAACACCUGAGAAUGCAUUGUGAGGGCUUUAGCUGAGAUCUGUAUAUCGUAGGUUUCCAUAUGUGGGUUUGGGCAGUUGGUCCCAUGAGAUCAUGUCUCAAUCAAUGGUCUCAUGUCCAUCUCAGUUUUGACUAGAAUUCAAGAAAGCAGAAUAGGGUCACAGUCAUUGGCUUGAAUAAACAGUGGGUCCAAUAACAGCAGAUAUCUGGAGCAGAGAAGGUCCAUUCUAUCAAAUGUCUUCUCAAAAAUGGAUGAAUAAACAGCAUCCGGGUUAUUAAAUGGUAAAUUUGAGUUGUGUUUGAGAAAGGUAUGUAGAAACCUCUACAUAACAGGAAUCACUUCUCUGAGCAGAUCCCCUGCAACGUGAUUCACAGCUCCAGACUACCUAAUAGUCAAUAUCUCUGCAUGCUUCCUUGGUGACUAAUCCUCACUUUGUAAACAAACACUGUGGAGAUGCUGUGUGUACCUGAAUAUGACAGAGAUUGCCUACAAGCACUGAUGCAAGCCUGGAGACUCACAACUGACAUGAUUUGAGGGGGUGAAUUCCUGAUACGUGACAAUGAGAGCUACCUACGCAAAUUAAACAGCUGGAGUUGCACCACCUUCCAUGCAUAUGGAGACGUAUUUCAUGACAAAGCCAAACUCCAUGGUAAAUAGCUGAGAGUGGGUUAAACAUGGCACACAGCCCGAUCCGCUGAGAAUACCUCUGCACGUUUAGAUGGUGGAUGACCCAUACCUUGUUGAAUAAACAGCCAAUGUCUCGAUCAGCAGCAAUAUUGUCUGAUGUUGUGAGUUUGAGGGCUUUAACUGCAAUUAUGUUAGUGCUAUAUAUCUAAUGAAGUUGCUGAAAUCUAGUGGUUGGUAAACAUUAGUUUUCAGGCGCUCCAGCUGCUUAUGGCAUUUCUGCACUGCUCUGAUGUUAGUCCUUGGUGUCUCUGAUUCCCAGCCCACAAGGUGGCAAUGUUGUACCAGCCUAAUGCAGGAAGCAAUUUUGAUAUUGUGUAUAUAACAGAAACAUUAUUAAUAAAAUUAUAUACAUUAUGUUA